This is a messenger RNA of Guyanagaster necrorhizus, 1240 nucleotides long. RefSeq lists its product as uncharacterized. The record is from RefSeq and is a predicted model, not a curated record. Gene Ontology annotation, cellular component: snRNA-activating protein complex. NCBI's taxonomy places the organism in Eukaryota, Fungi, Basidiomycota, Agaricomycetes, Agaricales, Physalacriaceae. Gene Ontology annotation, biological process: snRNA transcription by RNA polymerase II; snRNA transcription by RNA polymerase III. The transcript has 6 exons. Bases 20 to 1162 code for a protein of 380 amino acids. Gene Ontology annotation, molecular function: RNA polymerase III type 3 promoter sequence-specific DNA binding; core promoter sequence-specific DNA binding; bent DNA binding.
CUAUUCUCAUGCACGGACCAUGAUUGCUACUGCUAGGCUAGCUCGCAAUCUCGAAUUUCACUUUGGGCCAUCUUCAGAGCCCAUACCCAUAGCAGAUUUUGUCUCUUCUGAUAUUCCUCAGCAUGCCUUUGUUAGUGAGACGGACACGGAUGAGUUCAGUGUUAGCGACAUUUGCGAUGCGGUCAGCAAAGUCUGGGACAAUCCAGAGUUAUCUGCACACAUCCUCAAGAAGCAUUAUGCCGUUGUAGAUGCUUUAUAUGCUACCCAAAGCACUGCCAAAGCUCGCCGUAAAGCUCAGAACACUACCGACAGUGAUAAGGAAGACUCGCCGCAAGUACUUGAGUUGAACAAGGCACUUCAGACUAUACAUCUCUCCAGCUACCCUCUUUGUUCAGAAGCUUCUCUUUUCAUAAGGCCGCCCAAGAAUUCAGAUCAGAACGCCCUUGCCAAACUUAAAUCCUCCGACCCGAACGAUGGCCCUUCCUUGCCGGAUAGCACGAGAUGCGCACUUGUUAUUGUCACAAUAUACACUAAAGGAUCCAGUACUACCAUGCGGACAUCGCAGCACGCACUUCUCUCUUCACAGACUUUGGGAGAUAUCGUAGAGACGAUGCCUUGUGUGUCAAACGACCUUUCCAAGGAAAGAGUGUCGCAUAGACAGGUCACCAGAGACCAGAUUCCUCAAGACGUCAAAGCAAGUUCUGGCUCUGUGGUAUGCAUCGAAGAUGUUCUCUAUGGUGAUGGUAUGAAUGAAACUGAUUGUGCCGACAAAAUGCUCCAGUAUCUCGCAACGUAUUCAAUGAAACUGCGCACAGUGACCAAGGCGCCGGAGUCGCUGCAUAACAUCAUCCUCAGCUCUCUCUCCCUUCGGAUCAACGAACCAUAUUGGAUUUUGCAUCAAGGAAAUUGCGAACACUUUUUCGUAGUCGAUCAAAUCAGACUGAAAAACCUCUCAGACUCAUCAUCUAGGUACCCUUUCACUCUGCAAUUGACGCCAAUCUCCCUAGAUUUGUGUCGGGCAUGUUACAGAAUACCUGCAAUUUGGUCUAUUGUAGGUGAUCUGCGAUUGGGUGAGAGUCCGUGUAUUUUAUGUGGAAUUUGCUGGGAGAGCAUGGGAGAGCCAGAUGAUGGCGUUGUAGUGAUACCUUUUUCCCAAGUAUGAAUUACGUUGGUAGGAAUGGCGGUCCGAAUCGUUGUUUGUAUCUGUAAUAUAUAGGAAAUGCCAUUGCUGGUCCCGACC